AGGCAAGAUAAUCUUCAUGGACUAAUGACCAGUUUACAACCUCGUUGCUACAAAUAGUCCGCUUUUCAUUGGUAACUAUGAAAGUCACAAGGGCAAAGAAGCUAUUUGUAUGAAGGAUUGAGCGCUUGAAAGGAGCGGGUUGCACCAACACUGUCAAUCCUUUGUCCAAAAGUGAGGCUUCCAGUGAUUUCCAGUGUCGUGUAGCCAGAGGUCGGGUUAAAUGACGAACUGGCUUAAAGAACGUGGCGUGGUGAACGUGUUUAUCACACCUUUUUUAUGUCGGCCGUGAAGUAAGUUAUAAAUGCAUGGGAAAGUUAAUUGCUUGCGUACAAGGAGCGAGGUGCGUGCUCUAGUCACACAGUGUAACACAUACGGUCAUAUGGUGGUUCGCUGGAGACUUUAUGUGUGAAAUGGGACGUGUAGGGUGUGACCCAGGAAUGUGUGAGGAUUUGACCCAGGCAUGUGUGAGGAUGUGACCCAGGAAUGUGUAAAGAUUGGACCCAGGAAUAUUCUGUGGGACGAUUUUAAAAACUGUGGAAAAAAUAUUUUCAAGAACUGGAAUUUUUUAUCAACAUUUGAAAAGGAUAAUAACUAUUUUUUGUGUUGUGGAAUUUCGUUGUUGCUCCAUUACUGAUUGUAACAUGGAUCAAGUUGAUGGUCUCAGGGUUAACCUUCGGAAUGGAUGUUAACAUUCUCUUUGGAUCUGCAUGGGAUCAAUUAACGGAUACUAUGCACACUACUAAGAGUUAAACAUCUUGGACUAGCGUGAUCACAUACUUAACAUGGUAAAACUACCCCCACUGGAGCAUCCAGUCAUGCUUCAAAAGAUCAAGCCGACACAACAUCCUACCAAUUAUUCAGAAAGACCGCGGAGACAAAAGUUCAAGUCAAUUAUACAUUACGGCCCCUCAAGACAGGAAGUAUUCGAGCGUUAUCUGGUUGACCCGGUAGUGGUGGUGCGAGGUACCCUUCCGAUUUCUCCACCCCAAAACCCCGUGAAAGAGAAAAGACCAGUGCUCAGACGUAGACAUUCGUCACUUAAACAAGACAUUACAGAUACCUAUAUACAGACAGCCGUGAAUAUUGACAUAGAAGCGGAAGUUAAACUCGAGAGAAACAACAGUUUCGAGGAUCUUCAACGGAGUUUGGGAAAAUCCAACUUUCGUGGUUUGAGUCGAUUACGUGAGGACGAUGUGGAGCCGAUUGAAAGGUUCAAGAGAUGUGUGGAAAAAGUCGUCUGGAUUCAGAGAUUUGUCGGAACAGGAAGAGAAAAUGGUAAACGCGACAUCAAGGACUGGAAGCUUAUGUCAUGGACGUUGGUUUACGAUGACCUUGGCCUCACGAAGAGGUCAUAUGCUGACCUUGGUUUGUCCUUUGAUCCUACAGAGUUUAAGUUGAAAAAAGAACAUCACAUCAGUACCGAGGCGAAGGAGAUUCUAUGCAUGAAGCCCACAGAUCGGACCGAGGAGCAGCUCCAUACAGCGCAGUUAUCUCUGGACCAGGCCGUGGAUGCAUUCAACGAGUUCCCCAUCAAGAUGCAGAAGUCCCUUGUCAAGGCAGGGUGGUACGAACAAUUUGAAGCUGGGAGGGUCAUCAUUCGUCAAGGACACAUUGCUGAUAACUUUUACAUGAUUCUCUCAGGAACAGCUGUAGUGACGAUAUUAGCGACGAAGGACUCCGGAGAAGUAUACACCUUCACAGCCAAUAUACUGCAGAAAGGCUAUUGCUUUGGGGAACUGGCUCUGAUUAACCAUGCCAAGCGGAGCGCCACAGUCACAUGUCGAGAUGACGUCGAGCUCCUUGCACUGGGCAGGGAGGACUUUCUCGACUUAUUUACGAAGGCAGAGCGUGGUAAAGAUCCCGAGCACAUCAACUUCCUCAAGACACUACACAUACUCCGGGACUGGCCUGUUGAUAAAAUACCUCAUGGCAACCCCGAAGUCUGUAUCUUCAUAUACGUCAGGAGAGACACCGUGCUGUGUAAGGAGAGCAAUUCUGGAGAGUGGGUGUACGUCAUCAUGACAGGGUCGUGCCGAGUGUUGAAGAACCUGGACGACACGAAGCCCACACUGACCAGGGUCGGAAACCAGACCCUCACAUCGCCCCGGACUAAAACCCCCACACCUCGAGCUACUCCAACACCUCGAGCAAAGUCCCCCGCGGUGGUGUCAGACGCUACGUCAACGACGGACGAUCAGCCCACACCACGUCAACGGAGACAUGGCGUCGUGACAUUGAAGGCAGCUCACUUUGAAAGGUCAAGGCCAAGUGACGACCAAGAUGAAGAAAGAGAGCCCGUGGUGAUCCAGCGAAAACCCGAGCACCAGCGGAGGCUCGACAGGGAGUACAGGCGUCUGCACGGCAGACUCACCAGGAAACAGCACAGGAAGAUCCUCGAGGCCGUGCUUGAUGAGAGGAGCAUACUCCCGUCCAUCAGCGGCGAGACACCCCGCACGUCUCCUCGCAUCAGCAUGAGACGACACCACGACAACUUCCAGACCAAGCCUCAAGUCUUCAUCGAGAUUGCCAAACUUGGGCCUGGCGACAUUUUUGGCUUGGAGCAGGUGGUGAUGGCGGGGAUCAAAGACACAACCAACUGCAGCCUCGUGUCUGAUGGAGCUGAAUGUAUUCUCAUUAACAGGAAGUUCUUUAAGAAGCACCUGUCGGAAGAGCUUGCAAAGAGAAUGAGAACAGAGAUUCAACCAUUUCCGUCUGAAGACACUCUGCAGCGUAAGCUUCAGACACAGACAAACUGGGACGCCUUCAGACAGAUGACUGUGGACGACCAGGUGUCCUACAAUAAACACGUCCACAACAGCACAACGAAAUACUGAUUGUAGUGGACUACAUACGGCAAAAACCUAUAAAGGGUGCCUUACUUGUGACGCGGGUAUAAAAAAAACUUAUGAAACACUUCAAUGAAAUAAUGAUCGAUUAUCCAGCGUGGCAUAUCUCCUUCCAUUAUGAUAAAUACCCUAAUAUUCUAAUUACACGGCACCUAAAAUCGUCAUCCAAUCAAAUUACACGAUUUCGUUAACAGAGAAACUCCGUAUAAAGAUAUCACAAGGACUCGCCUAAUGCACCGUCUCAAAUACAACAAGAAAUGCCUGAUAGCAAUAAGUACUUCCCUCUCCUUUCAAAAAAACAUCUUUUCCAGUUCAAUCUGAUUUGUAAUAUAAUACUUUAUUUGAAAUAUUUAGAGGGCUUGCUGGAACGAGGCCGUUAGUUUGAACGUAGAUGUCGAACUUUCGGCCAGUCGUUAUAUUGUGUUUGGGUGACGAGUUCAGGCUCAUCAGCAACAAAAAUCCUAUGCUAGGACACCAGAGAUGAUAACUGUGACGUUACUUCCUCGCCCGCCACGAUGAUUUGGUGUCGUAUUGAUCCAGGGUAUGUAUGUCGUAAUGGAAUGGAAAUAAAAUACGCUGGAUAAUCGAGGUUGAACUAAGUACAUGUGAUGUAGUGAGGUCAGGGUGACGGUUGGCCAAGCCGUCUAAGGAUCCGCAAGGUGCGGAGCUCCAUCCACUAACCUAUGAUCGUGGGUUCGAAUCCCGGGUUCGCCCUUAUUAUGUCUGCUAGAUUUGUGAGUACCAUACACGUGCUCGUGGGUUUCACCAAAGGGGUAAACGUGCCUCACCUCGGAUUGUCCUGUCGCAUCAGCAUAAAACGACUGCGGCAUUAGAACCAAACUCACUCACUCACUCGCGCGCCCAGCUAUAGGGUCUCGUCCAGUCGCUGUUGACAUCAAUUAUGAUCAACUGCUUACUCUUUGGAAUACGGUAUUUGGUAUGUUCUGAGACUCAUACAGAUCUAAAGACAUUAGAAUGAAUUAUCUUUCAACAAAAUCCUUUUCCAUUUUGCCACACUUUUACCAGCGAUGUUGGAAGGACUUUAUCCCAGUUUCGUCCAAAAAGUUCUUCGCAGCUGCCAUCACGUCAUCGUCCUAGCAGAAUGGGGUCUGGUUAGAGUUUUCGUCAUGUUUGGGAACAGAUGUCUGACAGAACCAGACAAGGGGAAUAGGGUGGGUGCUGAAGGAGUUCAAAGUCACACUAGUGGAUUGUAGCCAUGAAAACGACUGAAUUGUGCACUGGCGCGUUGUCCUGAUGGAAGUGCAUACAUAUUUAGUCAGCUUCCAACUUAGAAUUUCACCCCGUAACUACCUUGAAGUGCAGCAAAAUGUGUACCAUUUAUUAUCUGGCAUUUUUGGAAGAUAGUCCAUCACGAUAACACAUGCAUCCCAGAACACGUGACGACAACUUUUCUAGCCCGUGGGACAGGCUUUGUCGUAAAUGGUGGUGAUGAUGCUUUCACGUUGUCGAUUGACGUUUGGGCAUGGUUAACCCAGGUUUCAUGCAUAGUCACAAAACGAUGUAAGAACCUUUCUGGUAAAGCUUUAGACAGAGCUAUAUUAUCAUGAGACAUGUGGUAUGUUUUUCAUCAAAUGUCAGAAGCCUUGGACCCCACGAAGCUGAUACUUUCUUCAUGGCCAAAGUUUCUGUGAUAAUGGAAAGUACUCUGUGCACUAGCAACAAGACAUUCGCCGGUCGAUCACCACCAUAUCUGGAUUCUCUGGAUCCUUUCUGGUGUUGCUGACAUGACGGGCCUUCCAGGAAAGGGGUCAUCUUCAGCCCUCCCAGCCAGGCUUAAACUCUGCUGCUCACCACUUUACAGUGGCACAAGAAGGGACAUCCUUCCAUAGUGCUGUACUCAUAUCUUCAUGGAUGACUUUUGUUGUUGUACAAGUAUAUGAUCACCACACGUCCCUCAAGUUUGAGAGGGCACGGGUGGCCCAGUCGUCUAAGGCGCCGCGAUUCGCUGUGCAGAGUUGCGUCCCUUAGGCACGCCAGAAACCUGUGAUUGUGGGUUCGAAUCCCGGUUCGCCCCGAUUAUGUUUCUAG
Molecule: messenger RNA, 4895 nt
Organism: Haliotis rufescens (red abalone)
Lineage: Eukaryota; Metazoa; Mollusca; Gastropoda; Lepetellida; Haliotidae
Exons: 13
Coding region: 783-2834 (683 amino acids)
Source: RefSeq, a predicted model, not a curated record